UCUCUCUUCCAAGACCUGCUUCACUCCACGCCUGAUCUCAGCCUCAACAUGUCACUGAACUCAUAUUUACUGCUAGCAGCUAUUGCAGUCUGCUGCUUCACAACCCUCAUGGCAUUCCCAAUGGAUGGCUUUGCUACCAACAAGAAAUGUCAGUGUCUGGCCACCACCUCAGACGUGAUCCCACCUCGACUCUUCCAGAAGAUUGAGAUCCUGCCUCCAGGAGCACACUGUCGCAAAAUCGAGAUCUUGAUUACCAAAAAGGACAACAAAACAGUUUGCAUAAACCCAGAAGCACAAUGGAUCAACAAUCUCAUCUCAAAAGUAAUGAGAAGCAAAAGAGCUGUAAAGGAAACUGCUGUGCGCGCCGCGGCAUAAAGUAAUGUGGUCAAGAACAACCACAAGAAAGAUAUUUUCCAUUUUCUCAAUCAUUCCUUUUGUUCAAACCACUAACUCUAGCGUGCUGAAUGCUAUACAGCCACACAUUUAUAUGUUGUUAUCGUAGGCUGCCAAAAAAUGCUGUAAUUAUUAUUUUGAAAUAAAAAUCUCACAACCUU
Molecule: messenger RNA, 554 nt
Organism: Pimephales promelas (fathead minnow)
Lineage: Eukaryota; Metazoa; Chordata; Actinopteri; Cypriniformes; Leuciscidae
Gene: cxcl13
Product: C-X-C motif chemokine ligand 13
Biological process (GO): defense response; immune response; chemotaxis
Cellular component (GO): extracellular region
Molecular function (GO): chemokine activity
Source: RefSeq, a predicted model, not a curated record